This is a messenger RNA of Vespula vulgaris, 4704 nucleotides long. RefSeq names its product cyclic AMP response element-binding protein A-like. Gene Ontology annotation, cellular component: nucleus. The record is from RefSeq and is a predicted model, not a curated record. The transcript has 5 exons. Gene Ontology annotation, biological process: regulation of transcription by RNA polymerase II. Gene Ontology annotation, molecular function: RNA polymerase II cis-regulatory region sequence-specific DNA binding; DNA-binding transcription factor activity, RNA polymerase II-specific. NCBI's taxonomy places the organism in Eukaryota, Metazoa, Arthropoda, Insecta, Hymenoptera, Vespidae. The coding region runs from base 810 to 2621 and encodes 603 amino acids.
UUCGUUUUCUAUUACUUUUGUUUCAUCGAUUCACCUAUAAAAUUUGUAAAAAAAAGAAGGAAGAAAGUGUGUGCACGAAAAUAAAUAUAUUGAUAUAGAAGAGAAAAAAAGCAUAGAUUUGAAAUCCUUUAGAUCGUAUCGUGAGGAUAUCGGAGGAGCCUCCAAAAAAUAGACAAGAACGGAGUGUUUUAAUCGUGUGGGAAAGUAAAGGAGAAUAAAUACGAAAAGCAAAAGAGAGAAAGAGAGGGAGAUAGAUAGACAGACAGACAGAGAAAAAGAGGGAGCGAGCCAUUCUAAAGGUCCCUCUCUCCUUCUCUCUUUCUCUCUCUCUCUCUCUCUCUUUUUCACAACACAGCAAGUGGUGGGGAGUAAAAAUAUCUCUUUCUCUCUUCCUCUCUCUGCCUCUUACUCGACCCUCUGUGAAAUCCGAUUCCGACAAGCAAGCAAGGAGUCUCCGUCCCUUCUACUACUCUUCUACCCGAGCUCACUAGUCUACUUUCGUACUUUAUCGUGUUCGUUUCUGUGAUACGAGCGCUUCGUAACAUUGCGUGAAAACACGCGGUUCUUUCCACAGAGAAGACACCCCUCGAUACAUUCUUUCUUUCAUGGAGGAACUUUAAUUACAAGAAAAUCUCUUUUCUUUCGUUGCUAUAACACGUAUUGUGUGUGUGCGUGUGCGUGCGUGCGUGCGUGUGUGUUUUGCGUGUCGCGUGUGUGCGCGUGCGCGCGCGCGCGUCUCGUGUGUAACAGUAUCUUGGAAAGGAGCACAAAAAAGACACAUUUUUUCCUUGCCGAAAAAAAGUGCAAUUAUGUCGUCAUCAACUUCUUCGGAUAUAAACUUCAUGGAUUUACUAUUUUCUCGCGAAGACGCCUUCCUUAAAGACGUUGUUAAGGAUGAGCCUUUCGUCGAUCACAAUUACACUGACGACGCCAUCACGACGGAAGAAUGGCCAACGAAUCCGGAUGAUUUCUUGGAUUCGAUCUUCAAAUUAGAAGAUAACCAAUUCAACCUGAUCGAGAACGAUUUAGAGGCAAUUCCAUCUUCCUCAUCGGACAGUGGACUGUCCAGUGCUCUGAGUCUAUCGUGCGAGCAACAAUUGAGCCCUCUUUUACCGAUCGAAGAAGACCAAGCUGAAGUCUCGAAUUCAGAUUUAAGCAGUCCCCAGAAUUUUAUGGAUUUCGAUUCACUAGGAAGUCCAAAUCAAUCGAUGGGUAGCAUCGACAGUCCUAUAAGAUCGGUUGUCAGCUCGAAUAUAGGAUCACCAGUCACGGAUGUUAACGAAGAAGUGGAGUUCGAACCAACCCUCGUAGCUGUGGUAAAUCCUAACAAUACCGUUCCUGAUUCUACUCCUGUCGUAACGACGGAUCAACAACCGACGGUUAAUAUAGAAACGCUAAUUAAGCAACAGGGGCAUGUGACGCCUCAGGAAAACACGGUGAAUGUUCGCAAUCUGACGUGCAAUGGAAAGAGAAACAUAAGGCAACUAAUUCGUGUUACACCAAUGGGAUCUGGUAACCCUAGAUCAAUUUUAUUACCCGUUAGCUUAAAGGACAUGAAGGAAGUACGAACGAUAAAAAUAAUAAAUGCAUCGCAAGCCAGAAAUCUCAAAGGUUUCAAGAUAAAUCAAGCGAAUAUCAUUAACAAACCUGUCCAGAUGACCAUUAAGCAAGAAGAUUCCAGCAGCGAGAAAGGUUGUAAUUCGAGUGACGAAAUUUCGGAAACAGAUUCACCUUAUCCAAGAUUAAAAUUAAAUGCUGAAGAAAAACGUCUUUUACAAAAGGAAGGAAUAACGUUACCGACUCAUUAUCCGCUCACGAAACACGAGGAACGCGAGCUGAAAAGGAUCAGACGUAAGAUUCGCAACAAGAUAUCUGCUCAGGAUUCGCGUAAAAGAAAAAAGGAAUACGUGGAUGGACUGGAGGAUCGUGUGAAACAGUGCACGGAAGAAAACAUGACGUUGCUCAAACGUAUAAAAGCACUCCAGUCGCAAAAUCAGAGUCUAGCCGGUCAACUUAAGAGACUCCAAGCAUUAAUACAGAAAAGCAACAAGAGCGCUCAACCAGCGACUUGUCUAAUGGUCCUAUUACUUUCGCUGGCUCUCGUAGCUGUUCCAAAUCUUCGACCACACUCAAAUUCCAACAAUGAACUCACGAAGGAACAGGAACAACCUGAAAAGAUGCCUCCUCUUGCAGGUCGCUCGAGAACACUCCUUUAUACGAAACAAUUAAAGGACGAAGAGCUGCAACAAUAUGGCGAGGAAUUGUUGCAGGAGGUCGAAGGUCUUUUGGAUCACGAUUACAGUCCGGUUCAGAUGCCUCCUUACAAACGUCCUCGCAUUGAGAACGAAGUGAACAAUCAGAAAUUCGCUGCUUCUUCCGAUCAAGUUGGUGGUACGUUAGGUGGUAUACUUGGGGGCCAAGAAAUGCCGUUUAUGAAACCGAGCAAUCGAAAAUAUAUUGAGCCACCAUUGGACGACGUUUGGCCACCACCUAAUCCAGGCGGGAAAACGGAACCUAAAGUGGUCGAUAAGCUUGAAGCUUUGACCAAUGAACUAAAGAUCAAUAUAUCGGAUUCAGAAGGCACCAGAACCGUCCUCGUAAAGGUACCUCAUGAACAGUGAGGUACCAUCUUUCUAUCCUUCUUUCUUUCUUUUUUUUUCUUUCUUUCUUUCUUUUCCUUCCUUUCUAGAGAUAACAACAACAAGAAAGAAUAAAUAUUGUUUAAAUGAUAUCGAAAGGUCGCGAAAGUACGCAUAUAUCUCAAUGGUUUUCGUCGUAACUUUCGGAUUUCUAAGAAACAUACAUCGAUAUACUUAGCGACAAGGUUAAAAGAUUAAUAGCGAAACAAAUUGAAACGAAACAUUAAGAAUUUAAUAUAUUCCUCUAAUAAUACACAUUAUUCGUUUUACUUUAAAUAAAUGUUUAUUAUACGAGAGGGUCGAUCAUGGAAUAUUAUUAUAGAAUCGUCCGAUCAGCGUUAGUUUUAAUAAUCAUAUAUAGAAAAUAAAAAAUAUGUUAACUAUCGGUGGAACUGUUAACAAUAAGAUUAUAUCGUCAUUGUACGGAAAGAGAGAAAAAAUAUCAUGUAUUAUUAAUUCUUUACAUGUUAAUGGAGGCUUUGGUAUUCUUCAUUUACUGAUAAGACACUUAUCGAGUAAAACUUGAAUUUCAUUGUUAGUGAUAAAAUAUGUCUUAUGAGGCAAUUAUAUUUAGAACAGAUAUCAUUAGGAAAAGCAGCAAACUUUUGUUCGUAAGGAGUAUAGAUUCUUUCGUUAUCUUUAAAAUCGAUGAUUCGAGUACCAUCAUUUUCUUUUACGUGUUAGUUAUAUCUCAAGAAAAAUAUCUAUUUAUAUGUUCAGUUCGAGGAAUUGAGAACGAUAAUCAAUAUUCAAUAAUAACCCAAUCAGUUUCGUUACAUAUGUUAAUAAUCAGAAAUUGCAUACACACAUAUACAUAUAUGCACACACAUACGCGCAAGCACACAAAUUAAAAAUAUUUAGAAGUAUUGCAGUAACAUGGAUAUCAAUUCAUGUGAUUUGUGCGCUCGAACUGAACACCAAUAAAUAUCUUAACUGUUCAUAUAUACAUUCGAAUGACCAUGUAGAUCAUGUUAUUAAUAGAGUACUCUUUUUUAUCUAUAAUACAUUAAGAAAUAAAUAAUCAUUCGUUAAAGGCAAGAAUCAAGUUGUCUUUUCUGUCGAAUCAUCGAAGAUUCGAAAUUCUUAUUCAAACAAGAUGUUUCUCUUAAUUAACCAUUUUAGAUAAUUUAUAGAAAGCUUGUAUUCAUGAAACAUUGUAUGGAUGGCUUAAAGUCAAUCGGAAUCUUGUAACGAGUAAUAUUGUUGUCAUAGGCAGUAAUACGAUUUUUGUAAAUAUUUGCAAUUGUAGAGUAUAUGAAUGACAAAGAUAUAUAUAUAUAUAUAUAUAUAUAUAUAUAUACAUAUACAUAUAUAUAUGAAAAUAUUUACCAUUAUAUUAUUAUUUCUUUUUUAUUAUAUUAUAUUAUAUUAUAUUAUAUUAUAUUAUAUUAUAUUAUGUUAUAUUAUAUUAUAUUAUAUUAUAUUAUAUUAUAUUAUAUUACAGCUUUAAAAAUUACUUUUUACGAAAAUACAAUGUGUAAUUUUAGGCACGUUAUUAUGCAAAAGAAAAAUAUUUAUAACGAUGUACGGUAGAAUACCCAUGAUCCGUCGAUAAAAAAAAAAGACAAAGGUUAUAUCCUUAUGGAAAUAACGCAUCAUGGGAUAGUCUUACAAUGCAUGCUUUGUCUUUGUUGUUGUAAGAAGAUAAAAACGAAGGAAAGAAUAGAAAGAUAGGAAGUAGAGAAGAUAGAAAAUCGUUUCUUGAACAGUUAAGAAAUUCUAGAAAGAAAAACGGUACCCGUUAAGUUAGUUAAGUUUUCAAUAAUAACAAAAAAGAAAAAAGAAAAAGAUUUCAAUAUAUAAGAGUAAAAAGUUAAGCGUGUAUUUUGCACCAAAUGCUAAGACUGUAUUGUGUAAAUCGCAUGCCGACAUUCUUUACUUCAAGAUAAGAAAGAAAAUGAAUUCAAAGUAUUCCUCGCCUGAUUUUUAUUUUGCGUUAUUAAAAUUUGAUUAUAAUUUUUAUUACUUUGUAUACGGCUCGCGACGCGCGCGUUCACAUAUGAUAUAUCAUCACUACAUACAUAGAUAUAUGCACGAAAUUGUAAAUAAAUAUAUCGAAAAAGUA